This is a messenger RNA of Arxiozyma heterogenica, 1371 nucleotides long. It is a transcript of the gene CAF40, whose product is annotated as CCR4-NOT core subunit CAF40. The record is from RefSeq and is a predicted model, not a curated record. The coding region runs from base 1 to 1371 and encodes 456 amino acids. Gene Ontology annotation, cellular component: CCR4-NOT core complex; P-body; CCR4-NOT complex. Gene Ontology annotation, biological process: negative regulation of translation; mRNA catabolic process. The transcript has a single exon. Lineage: Eukaryota; Fungi; Ascomycota; Saccharomycetes; Saccharomycetales; Saccharomycetaceae.
AUGAUGUUUGUUAAUAAUCCAGUUUACACUUCUACCACUGCCAACAACCAGGCUAAUAAUACAACCACAACCACAGCUACAGCCACAGCCACAACCAGCAAUCAAACAACUAAUACGAUUGCUACAGCAUCUGGUGCUCCAGUCAAUACGGCUAAUGCUUCUACUAGUACUAAUGCCACUAACAAUGUCCCUUCUAGUCAAAAUAUUCUUAUAAGCACUUUAAUGAAUAAUGCUAAUACUAACGCUAAUGCUAACACUUCUACAACCAAUAUGUCUCCACCUGGUAUAGCCCCAACUACUACUGUUCCAAAUCAAACUAAUCCUGAAACAAAAUCGCAUAACAUCAACGCUAACACUAACACCAACACCAACAACAACAAUAACAACAAUAGUACUAAUAACGCUAAUAACAAUACACCUUUUGUGCAUGCUUUGGAAGAUCCAAAUAUUUAUCACUGGAUCUGCCAAUUAACAUACGGCCCCCAAAAAGAACAAGCUCUCUUAGAACUAGGUCGUAAGAGAGAACAAUUUGACGAUCUAGCAAUUGUAUUAUGGUCUUCGUUUGGUGUAAUGACUUCCUUACUAUCUGAGAUUAUAUCCGUUUAUCCAAUGCUACAACCAAAUUUACUUUCGAAUCAAUUAUCUAAUCGUGUUUGUAACGCUUUGGUACUUCUACAAUGUGUGGCUUCACACCCAGAGACCAAACAUUCCUUUUUACAAGCGCACAUCCCAUUAUUUUUGUUUCCCUUUCUAAACACAACUUCAAGACAAAGAACCUUUGAAUAUUUAAGAUUGACUUCCCUUGGUGUAAUUGGUGCACUAGUAAAAAAUGAUUCACAAGAUGUCAUCAGUUUCUUGUUAAGAACAGAUAUUGUUCCCCUUUGUCUAAGAAUCAUGGAAUCGUCAUCUGAAUUGUCUAAAACUGUAGCUAUCUUCAUAUUACAAAAAAUUUUAUUGGCAGAUAUUGGAUUGCAGUACGUCUGUGCUACAUUGGAGAGAUUUUAUGCUGUCACUAACGUCUUAAAAGAUAUGGUAGAACAUUUAACUGUCCAUACACCACCGGGUAGGUUAUUGAAACAUAUCAUCAGAUGUUAUUUGAGGUUAAGUGAUGAUCUGGAGGCUCGUAGAUUAUUGAAGGUCGUAUUACCACAAAAAUUAAGAGAUAAUACAUUCACAGAGGUUUUAAAAGAUGAUGUUGGGUCGAAAAGAUGCUUAGCUCAAUUACUACUAACUCUGAAUGAAGAUAUUCAACCACAACCACAGCCACAAUUACAACAACAUGGUAUACCACCACAACCGAUGCAACAUCAAUCCCAACUACAAAUACCUCUACCGCAACCACAACAACCUCAACCCCAAAUGACACAAUAA